AUGGCUACACCUUCACCAUCGAUAGCAGGGAAGGGCAUACUCUUUGUCACAUCGAAGAUUUCGAGACCUGAUAUUCUUGAUGUACCAACCUAUAUAAAAUGGUACGAAGAGGAUCAUAUCGCCGAGGUUGUCGAAACGAGCGGCAUCAACUCGGCGCGACGAUUUGUUCACGUGGACCCCGAGGCAGAAAAGCCGUAUCUGGCCAUGUACGCCCUAGAUGACCUUGCUUUUCUUCUCAGUGACGAAUUUCGCAAAAUUCGCGUUCAGAGCAAUAUACUCCCCAGCCCCGGCAUCAUCUACGAUUUGGCUGAUGUGGACGUCCGUUACGACAACCUGGUCCAUGUAUAUGACAAGACCCAAAAGGGGAGAGGAGCCGCCAAAGCCCUGGUAGUUGUUGCUUCCCGGUUGAAGGAAGGUGUUUCAUCACAGGACCUGGACCGAUGGUACCGUGAAGAGCAUUGCGAUUUGCUCUCCAAGAACAAGAGAUAUCUGCGAACUACCCGCUUCAAGCUCGCCUACGCGCGAACAAACGCGCAGUCGAGGGUGCUCAAGGGCCUGGCGGCUUCCACAGACGAACUCCCGCCGGAUCCUCCAACUUGGCUCGCGCUCCACGAGUUUGAAUGCGACCCUGACGAGUUGGACGUGCCGGGGCUGCGGCAGCUUACGGCAAGCCCGUUGACGGAAAAAGUUCUUUCUGAAUUGGACGUGCAUGAAGUAAAUAUAUAUCGCCUUGCGAAUGAAUUCGGGAAUAAGGAUUGGUUUCAUGGCGUGGAUAUGUAG
Molecule: messenger RNA, 780 nt
Organism: Clonostachys rhizophaga
Lineage: Eukaryota; Fungi; Ascomycota; Sordariomycetes; Hypocreales; Bionectriaceae
Source: the annotation of a GenBank genome assembly